Closterium sp. Naga37s-1 is the source of this 738-nucleotide messenger RNA. NCBI's taxonomy places the organism in Eukaryota, Viridiplantae, Streptophyta, Zygnematophyceae, Desmidiales, Closteriaceae. The record is from the annotation of a GenBank genome assembly.
AUGGGCGCGCCCACCAGGUUGUCUCUCCUCCUAUUCUCUCUCUGCGUUCUCUCGUUCGCGUUAGUGGCUUCCGCGCAAUACAACAAGUGGGUUAAGGGCUUCACGGCUACCUACUACGCCAAUCAGAACAGCCAGUACGGCUCGUGCGGAUACGGUAUCGCGCCCGGUUAUACCGCGUCUAUUUCCGCACCAAUCUACGCGCGAGGCCAAGCAUGCGGCGCGUGCAUACGAGUGCGGUGCGUCAACAGCCCCCAAUGCAUCCCCGGAACGGUCUCCCCCACCGUUAAAAUCACAAACCUCUGCCCCGCGGCGUCGUACGGCGGGUGGUGCGAUGAUGGGAAGCUGAGUGUGACUCUAUCGAGCGACGUGUGGGCGCAAAUCGCGCAUAAUCCGUCCGUGGGGGUGGUUCCGGUGGAGGUGUCGCGCGUGCGUUGUCCGAGCGGCGGUGGCGUUAUGUUCAACGUCACCGGCGAUGGGUUCUAUAUCUCAGUCCUUCCGCUCAAUGUGGGCGGAUCGGGGGACAUCAAGCGGAUGGAUCUGUCGGUUGGCGGAGGGCCGUGGUUCAUGAUGAAGCGAAGCUUCGGCACCGUCUUCGAACUUGUCGGCCAGCCGUUAACCGGCAAACCGCUGUCGUUUCGCAUCUGGCCCCGCGCUGAACCGAAACCCGUUAUAGUGCGAAACGCGAUUCCCCCGUAUUGGACGGCGAGUAGCGUCUACAGGACUAAAAUCAAGUUGUAA